GUGCUUCAAAUGCCACCCUCAACGUUGCUCGCUUGCGAGAGAAGGCGAGGAAACAGUUGACUGACGUAUUAGACUCUGUUCGGGGCAAAAAAUGUCUAGUGUUGGAUUCAAACUUGAGCGGUCCAUUGAGUCUUAUUGCCGAAUUUUCCUUAUUAAAGGAUCACGGAGUGGAAAAAAUUCAUUAUCUCCAACAAACUGCUAUAGAAACAGAGCUAAAGAGUAUAAUAUAUAUGUGUCGUCCACAACUACAAUACAUGAAAUACAUAGCUGAUCAUGUUAAACAUCAUCAACUCGAGCGAGCAAACAACGAGGAUGAUCUCGGACAGAAAUAUGAAUACCAUUUGUACUUUGUCCCACGCAGGACUAUGAUAUGUCAGAGGGUCUUGGAGGAAAAAGAAUACCACCUGGACCUGAUUCCUUUCGAAGAUGAUGUAUUAUCUCUUGAACUAGAUAAUAGUUUCAAGGAGUUAUACUUGGAUGGAGAUUACACGGCAAUCUACUAUGCUGCAAGGGCGUUGAUGGAGUUGCAGAAAGAAUUUGGUUUAUUUCCGAGGAUUAUUGGAAAGGGUGAUUGCGCAAAGCAAUUAGCUGACAUGCUAAUUCGAAUGAGACGUGAGAGAGCUGUCGAUGAUCCAAUCUCUGCCUUUUCCGUCUCGCCCAGCAUCGACACUCUUAUAAUUAUCGAUCGGCAAGUGGAUCAAAUAACACCACUUUGCACUCAAUUAACAUACGAAGGGUUAAUUGAUGAAGUGUUUGGCAUCAAGACUACUGUUGUCGAGCUUGAUUCUAGCAUAGUGGGACCUCCACCACAAAGGCCAACUGCAGCCGCGACUUCAACCGCAUCGUCAUCAACAGCAUCUCAGGCGCAGCCGCCCCCGCCUGCUCAGCCUGCAGCGAAAAAGAAGAAAGUGCCGUUGAAUUCUGGUGACAAAUUGUUUUGUCAAUUGAGAGAUGUGAAUUUUGCUGUUGUCGGUGGUAUGCUUAAUAGAGUGGCUAGAAGGAUCAAUGAGGAUUACGAGGUAAGGCAUCAAGCAAGAACAGUGGCUCAAGUAAGAGAAUUUGUAAACAAACUGGGUGGCUUACAGUCUGAACAUCACUCCUUACGAAUGCAUACUGGCGUAGCUGAGGAAAUAAUGACGUAUACGGUUACCCAAGAGUUUAACCGUGCUCUUGAAGUCCAACAAAAUCUUGUUGCGGGCAUCGAUGUCAACACCCAGAACGAGUAUAUUGAAGAAAUGAUUAAUAGACAAAUACCUCUGGUACAGGUGUUAAGACUGCUCUGUCUGCAAUCUCUAGUCAACGGAGGAUUAAAGCAAAAGACGUUUGAAUUCUUUAAGAAAGAAAUUCUACAGGCAAGGACUAGUGAUAAAUUUAGAUGCUAUCAAGCUAUACCAUUGACAUUUACUCACCCGACUAAAAUAACGAAUACCCAACAGUCAACGAAAAACCCUUAUAAACACAUCCGCCAAUUUCUCAAGUUAAUAGUCGAUGAAGUCGAUGAACACAAUCCGCACGAUAUUUCGUACGUGUACUCUGGAUUUGCCCCAUUGAGCGUGCGAUUAAUACAAUGUGUCGUGACAAAGGGCGGGCCUACUGCAUUGGCUCAUCCCACUCACGUCAACGCUGCUGUUGGAGCUGGGAAUUCGGCAAACGGAAUGAAGAUUAAUGGUUGGAAAGGAUAUGAAGAGGUGCUAAGGCUGCUCCCUGGGAAAUCUUUUGACGAAAUACAAAAGAUUGACGAUGGGGCUAUGAAAUCCAAGAGAGGACAGCAACCACGAGUGACUCUUGUGUUUUUCUUGGGGGGAUGUACAUAUACUGAGAUAUCGGCAGUGAGAUUCCUUGCCCAGCAAGACGAAGGUCAACGUGAAUAUUUGAUCGCCACGACUCAGAUAAUUAAUGGCAAUAGUCUUUUGAAUUCUGUCAUCUCAAGGACAAAUCCGAGCAAUAUCAAUGUUGGAAAUAACGCUUCUUAG
Messenger RNA from Paraglomus brasilianum, 1973 nucleotides. The record is from the annotation of a GenBank genome assembly. Lineage: Eukaryota; Fungi; Glomeromycota; Glomeromycetes; Paraglomerales; Paraglomeraceae.